Molecule: messenger RNA, 864 nt
Organism: Cryptomeria japonica (Japanese cedar)
Lineage: Eukaryota; Viridiplantae; Streptophyta; Pinopsida; Cupressales; Cupressaceae
Product: LRR receptor-like serine/threonine-protein kinase GSO1
Exons: 2
Coding region: 1-864 (287 amino acids)
Molecular function (GO): protein binding
Source: RefSeq, a predicted model, not a curated record
AUGCAUCCCCUGUUUGGAAUCUGCUUUGUUGUCUUUCAUUUUCUAUUGCCCUGUACCUCUGCAAUUACUGAUGAGCAAAGUCUUAUAGAUUUCAGGAAAUCUAUCACCUUGGAUCCUCUAAAUUCCUUAGCCAAUUGGGUCCCUACUGUUCACUUCUGCAAUUGGACUGGAGUUACUUGUAAUUCAGCCAGAAACAGAGUGCAAUUGCUUGAGUUGGCAGAUAUGCAAUUAGAAGGUUUAAAGGCUCUCUAUCUUUCAAUCAAUCAUUUACAGGGCUCUAUUCCAAGGAAUUUGACUUCCUGCAAGGAGUUACAAGAAUUGAACCUCGCUGCUAACCAAUUGACUGGAACAAUUCCUCCAGAAUUGAGUAUGCUUACAAAUCUUCGCGUCCUUAAACUCGGCUCCAACAAUCUUUCUGGUAACAUCCCUCCCUCCUUAGGAAAUCUCUCUCAUCUCGAAGUAUUGUAUAUGGAAGAUCUUGAACUUGAAGGUCACAUUCCACAAGAACUGGGAAAGCUAUCUGACUUGACCUCUUUUCUCCUCUUUGAGAAUCACCGUUUAACUGGCCCUAUUCCUUCAUCAAUCUCAAAUUGUUCGGGCUUGAUCGAAUUGGGCCUCUAUAGCAACAGUUUGACUGGUAGUAUUCCACUAGAAUUGGGCAAGCUAUCUCGCCUUACAGUUCUAUAUCUAUGGGACAAUCAGCUGAAAGGCACCAUCCCAGCCACAAUUGCCAAUUGUACACAACUGAGUGAACUUGAUUUGGAGCUCAACCAUCUCAGUGGAGAAGUACCAUUGGUGUUGAGCAGGCUUUCAAAGCUUCAAGCACUGAGCCUAUCGUCUAAUCAACUUGUUAGCGGCAGCUGA